Molecule: messenger RNA, 799 nt
Organism: Trematomus bernacchii (emerald rockcod)
Lineage: Eukaryota; Metazoa; Chordata; Actinopteri; Perciformes; Nototheniidae
Product: cytochrome c oxidase assembly factor 8
Exons: 5
Coding region: 163-768 (201 amino acids)
Biological process (GO): intrinsic apoptotic signaling pathway
Cellular component (GO): mitochondrion
Source: RefSeq, a predicted model, not a curated record
AGUGGGAGUCAUGUGACCAGACGGAGGGUUGUUCUCACAGAAGGACAUCGAUAUGAACUCCCCUAACAGAACACUGUAGGUUUAUAUAAAUAUCCGGACACUCUGCCAUGUAAGGGAAACAAAUCCCUCUUAAAACAGCUGUUUAGUGUCGGUUAGUUAAAAAUGGCGUCCAAAACAACAGCAGCAGCAUGGAGGAUUUUCAGCCCUUUUACACUCCACUCUCCUUGCAGUAUAUCAGCACUGAAUAUACGGCAAUGUAGCUCCAAACUGGCAACCAAGCAGGACAAAACACCAAAGAGAUCUCCCUUCAGACCGGCGGUCAGCUCCACUCACGAUUGGAUCGGUCCUCCGAACCCUCUCUCUAACCUCCGUCCGAUCGUUUACCACAUCCCUGAGAACGAGUCAGAUCUGCAGAAACGUCUGAGACACCUGAGGCAGGAAACCGAGAACUGGAACCACGACUUCUGGACCAAACAGAACUUCAGCUUCACAAAGGAAAAAGAAGAAUUUAUCAUUUCACAACUGAAGGCAAACGGCUUGACUCCUCGUGAUGAGGAAGGUCGGCGGCGCUCCCUGGACAGUGAAGUGAUGGCCGUGUUUUACAAAGGCUUCUUGGACACAAACAGAGUACGACAUUCGAGUUAUAACAAUGAAUGGUAUCGACGUAACUUCACCAUCACCAUGCUCAUGGCCCGCGUCGCUCUGAGGAACAUCUGGAGGACUGUUGCUAAAAGAAAAGACAAGAAUAACAGCACAUCUACCACCUGAUACACAAAUAAAAUAUCUACUCACCCUCCUA